AAACGUGACUAUUGUAACUUUAUGGCUGGAUUAUUUAAAAAGUUGAAAAAGAAACAAGAUGGCCGCCACAGUGUGUACAGCAGUGUUUAUUCCAUGGUGUCCUGCAGUGACCUGACGCCGGGCAGCCUGGAAGUGUGGGUGGACCUGCCAGACACCAUCAAGUACGACCCGUCUCUGGCACCAUUCAAACAUCUGUAUGAACAACACCAUGGAAAACUGGAGUCAACGGAGAAUCAUGAUGGCGAUAAAUCAAUAUUUAAUAAAAAUCUUACCCAAAUCAGUAAAAGUAAAGAAAACGUAGCCAAUAGCGAUGUCCCAGCAAAAGAAUGUGAUAAUAGAUUAGUGGAGCCUGUACACACACAAGAGGGAGAAAAAGUCAGAUCAGCGAGAAAAAAGCAGGUGGACUGCACUCUGAAAGUCGUUAAGCUGUCAAUCCUGGUGGCAGGGUGGGUGUUCCUGACUGCAUCCCUGCUCCUCAACAGGGAAAGGACAGACGUGGUGCUGCACACAGCAGUAAAGGAAGGAGAAGUCAAAGUAUACCCAUUAAACUGCACACUAGGGCGAGUGACCCUAAAAGUGACCCUAACGGGCCCCUUUGACCAAACGGUGGGGAAUGAAACUGACAAUAUUCUGCAAGUUUGGCUGGAGAGGACCUCCGGAGAUAACACAGAGAGCUCCCCUCCCUGGUCGGUGCGGCUGAGGUCUGAUGACCUCAUAGACUUCGCCGAAAGCGCCACAGACACGAAGACGCUGGUGCUGGUGGGGCGUGCGAAUGGCUCGGACACCAAUGAUCUGUUUUCCAGUAAUGGCUCAGAGCUGUCUCUCCGAAUGCAGUCAUCCAGCAACACCACAGUCCCUCUCACCGUCAGCUACGUCAUGAGCCCUUUGGAAGAAAGAGACGGCCUUAUAUACGCAACAGUUCUCCUGUGCACCCUGUAUAUCCUCGUCAUAUUUGAGAUUGUAAACCGCACAAUCGCCGCGCUCCUCUCCUCGUCUCUCUCCGUGGGUGUCCUGGCCCUCACCGGUUCCCGACCCUCGCUGCCCGAGCUGGUCUCCUGGCUGGACGUGGAAACCUUACUGCUGUUGCUGAGCAUGAUGCUGCUGGUCGCCAUAUUGGCUGAGACCGGCUUGCUGGAUUACUUGGCGUUGCUGGCUUUUGAGGUGACAGGAGGUCGCACUUGGCCCCUGAUCAACUGCCUGUGUCUCUUCACGGCCGUGUUCUCCACAUUCCUGGACAACGUGACCACCGUACUGCUCAUGACACCAGUCACCAUCAGGCUCUGCGAAGUGAUGCAGCUGAACCCAGUGCCAGUCCUGAUGUCCAUGGUGAUCUUCAGCAAUGUGGGGGGCGCCGCCACCCCCGUGGGGGACCCCCCUAACGUCAUCAUAGCCAGCCACCCCGCCGUGCUGAGGGAGAACAUAAACUUCAUGACGUUCACGCUACACAUGGGUGUGGGAAUCCUGUUGGUGUGUGUGCAGACAUAUCUGCAACUACGAUACAUGUUUCGGGACCUGAACAAGUUGAGGCAUGACGUGCCUAGGGAGAUACAAGAAAUGCGUCAAGAAAUAGCGGUGUGGAAGCGAGCGGCCGGCUCCCUGUCUCUGUACUCCAGGGACGAAGAUAUCGUAAGGAAAGCUCUAGAAAAGAAGGUAGAAAGGCUGAACGCGGCAUUACUGAAGAAAGAGGCGGGCGGCGGCGUCAACAAAACUGACCCCAAAUUCUGCUCCACCCUGGCACAGAUGAAACAGAAGUACCGCAUCAGGGAUAAGCCCCUCCUCGUCAAGUCGUGUGUCUGCGUGUCUUUCGUCGUGAUUGUCUUCUUCCUUCACGCCUUCCCUUUCCUACAGCGGCUGUCCCUGGGCUGGACGGCGCUGCUGGGGGCUCUCCUGCUGCUACUGCUGGCCGACAUACAGGACCUGGAGCCCAUCCUGGCCAGGGUGGAGUGGUCUACUCUGCUGUUCUUCGCCGCGCUGUUUGUGCUGAUGGAGGCCCUGUCUAAACUGGGACUUAUCGACUGGAUCGGCAAGCUGACAGGAUCUCUCAUCUUACAAGUGGGCGAGGAGUCACGUCUGACGGUGGCCAUCAUGCUGAUAUUGUGGGUGUCGGGUCUAGCAUCAGCCUUUGUGGACAACAUUCCCCUGACGACUAUGAUGGUGCGGGUAAUAGCGGGUUUAGCGGACCCGGCGGGCUUGGCCCUGCCUCUUGCCCCACUAGCCUGGGCCCUGAGCUUCGGAGCUUGUCUUGGAGGCAACGGCACUUUAAUCGGCGCGAGCGCGAACGUGGUAUGCGCGGGAGUGGCCGAGCAGCACGGCUACCGCUUCACCUUCCUGCAAUACCUGCGCAUCGGCUUUCCUGUCAUGAUGGGUAACCUACUCGUCGCCACUGGUUACCUUCUACUCUGCGACGCUGUUGGAUGGCACUGAUAUACCUAGACGCGGUAUGCGCGGGAGUGGCCGAGCCGGCUACCGUGUCACCUUCCUGCAGUACCUGCGCAUCGGCUUUCCUGUCAUGAUGGGUAACCUACUCGUCGCCACUGGUUACCUUCUACUCUGCGACGCUGUCGGGUGGCACUGAUAUACCUAGACGCGGUAUGCGCGGGAGUGGCCGAGCCGGCUACCGUGUCACCUUCCUGCAGUACCUGCGCGUGGGUUUCCCUGUCAUGAUGGGUAACCUGCUCGUCGCCACUGGUUACCUUCUACUCUGCGACGCUGUUGGUUGGCACUGAUAUACCUAGACGUGGUAUGCGCGGGAGUGGCCGAGCAGCACGGCUACCGCUUCACCUUCCUGCAAUACCUGCGCAUCGGCUUUCCUGUCAUGAUGGGUAACCUACUCGUCGCCACUGGUUACCUUCUACUCUGCGACGCUGUUGGUUGGCACUGAUAUACCUAGACGUGGUAUGCGCG
This is a messenger RNA of Cydia amplana, 2904 nucleotides long. RefSeq names its product P protein-like. Gene Ontology annotation, cellular component: membrane. The transcript has 18 exons. Gene Ontology annotation, biological process: transmembrane transport. The coding region runs from base 22 to 2424 and encodes 800 amino acids. The record is from RefSeq and is a predicted model, not a curated record. Lineage: Eukaryota; Metazoa; Arthropoda; Insecta; Lepidoptera; Tortricidae.